Messenger RNA from Aplosporella prunicola CBS 121167, 817 nucleotides. RefSeq lists its product as uncharacterized. The transcript has a single exon. The record is from RefSeq and is a predicted model, not a curated record. Lineage: Eukaryota; Fungi; Ascomycota; Dothideomycetes; Botryosphaeriales; Aplosporellaceae. The coding region runs from base 32 to 457 and encodes 141 amino acids.
CACCAACAACAACAACAACAACAACAACAAGAUGGACUCUCAGACGCUUACUCGAUCUUCGACCUCCUCUACUGCUUCUUCCUCGCCCAUGUCUCCGGACAGGGCCAUGACCACAUCGAGCUUCUCCUCCUCCACUCGUCCCGAGAACAAGUUCCUUGGCGCGAUUCGCGAGAAGAUCAGGGACCACUCCAGGAGCCGGUCUCGCUCCCGCUCUCCGCUGCCUCCCACCUCGAUGCCCUCUUCGCAAUCUCCGUCGCCCUCGCGGCCGCAGGGCUCGCGCAACGUCUCCAACGGCAGCCAAACGACCUCGCUCAAGGACAAGCGCAGCAGCACGGCCAGCAGCAACAGCCAAUUCUCCUACUACGGCCGUCACUCGAAUGAGUGGCUGUUCAACAACUUCAGUGUCACGGACUCGAUCAAGGACGCCUACCACCACUUCAAGCCGCGCCACGACUAAGUGCGCAGCGGCCGGUCCGACUACGAGUAGUACCUUCGACGCAAGUGCCGGGACACUGCCGCCGCAGAGGUUGAUCCUCUAGCUUUUCUCGAUUGAAUCGAUUAUUCCAGCGGGCAUCUGGCACGAGAUUACGAGACGAUGCCGCAAUGUAAUGGAUGGGACGUCUGCCAGCCAGACAAAAGGCUGGCUUUGACGACAGUAAUGUGGAGGAUCCGAUACCACGGGCUCUUUUCUCACAGUGGAUUUUUUAUAGACAACUUCUUCAAUACCCCCUCAAGUUGUUCUUUCAUGUAUCAUUAGCUUUUUCCUCGGUUCUCUACGAAGAACCCGCAAUUUUGAAGUUUUUUCAACUAUCACCAC